AUGUACAAGGUGAGGUUUGACGAGCAGGAGAUCGAUGAUCCAAUGGACAACAAUGGAUAUGUCGAAAUCGAUCCAACGGGUCGUUAUGGCCGAUUUGAUGAAGUACUUGGAAAAGGUGCCAUGAAAACCGUGUACAAGGCUAUGGACGAAGAGCUCGGGAUAGAAGUCGCGUGGAAUCAAGUUAGGCUCGUCGACUUGCUCAAAACUCCCGACGAUGUGCAGCGCCUUUACUCCGAGGUUCACCUUCUCAGCACGCUCGAUCACGGCUCGAUUAUCCGAUUCUACACUUCGUGGAUAGAUGUCGAUAACCGGUCCUUCAAUUUCAUAACCGAGAUGUUCACUUCCGGCACUCUCAGAGAGUACAGAGCCAAGUACAAGCGAGUGAGCAUCCGGGCCAUAAAGAUAUGGGCUCGGCAAAUACUCGAAGGGCUUGUUUAUUUGCACGGCCAUGAUCCUCCCGUCAUUCAUCGUGACCUAAAGUGCGAUAACAUAUUCGUCAAUGGCCAUCUCGGACAAGUCAAGAUCGGUGAUCUUGGCCUUGCAGCUAUUUUACGAGGUUCGGAUAGAGCACACAGUGUGAUAGGCACGCCCGAGUUCAUGGCACCGGAGUUAUACGAAGAAAACUACAACGAGCUUGUCGAUGUAUACUCGUAUGGGAUGUGUGUUUUAGAGAUGAUCACCUCUGAGUACCCAUACAGUGAAUGCAAAAACCCGGCUCAGAUAUACAAGAAAGUGACAUCAGGUAAAAAGCCGAGGGCCUUCUUCAAAGUCCAAGACUUGGAUGCACAGAGAUUCAUUGCGAAGUGCCUGCAGAACGUGCAAAAAAGGCUGUCGGCUAAGGAGCUGAUGCUCGACCCGUUUCUUGAAGUUGACUGUUUUGACAAUCGUCACGGGCUGAGUGAAAGUGUCGGGUAUCAGAAGCCUUUCCUGAAUGAAAGUGUUGAGCUCGAGCGCUUGCAGUUGAACGAUAAUUUCCCUAAGUCGAAUAUGACUAUUACGGGCACGUUAAACCCGGACGAUGGUACCAUUUUCUUGAAAGUGCAGAUAGCUGAUAAAGAAGGUGCCGUGCGAAAUGUUUUCUUUCCGUUCGAUAUAGUUUCCGAUGCCCCACUUGACGUGGCGAAUGAAAUGGUGAAGGAGCUCGAGAUUACGGAUUGGAGGCCUUACGAAAUAGCAAAUAUGAUCGACUCGGAAAUAUCGGGCCUUGUCCCCGACUGGAAAACCGACCAUCCGAGUUAUCAACAAGACGAAUACGAACACCAAAAUCUUUAUUCGCCGUCCUCUUCAUCGCAAGUCUCGGCUUUAGGCUGGAUUCCCUCUCAUAAGUUGGAUUCUAACUUGUUUGAUGACACCAGCUCCCAAAGCUCAUCAUCACAUUCGGAGAAAUAUUCGAACUGGGCCUACUACUCUGCAGACGAGCACCAGUCCAUGAUGAGCCCAAACCGAGUGCUGAGCCCGUCAAGGGUGCAGAUUUAA
Striga hermonthica is the source of this 1476-nucleotide messenger RNA. The record is from the annotation of a GenBank genome assembly. Lineage: Eukaryota; Viridiplantae; Streptophyta; Magnoliopsida; Lamiales; Orobanchaceae.